This is a messenger RNA of Thelazia callipaeda (thelaziosis nematode), 518 nucleotides long. Lineage: Eukaryota; Metazoa; Nematoda; Chromadorea; Rhabditida; Thelaziidae. The record is from the annotation of a GenBank genome assembly.
AAAGAUCGUUACUCUUUUUCCGAUGCUACCGCUAUAUGUGCUAAUUUAGUGCUAAAAUAUACAAAUUACGGCAAUAAAUAUUCGAGACUUGCUCAAGUGGACAAUUUGUUUGACUGGUCAUUUCUGACAACAGCAGCACUGGAAAGUAAUUAUGACGAUUUUUUUAUUGGUAUUCGAUAUCGGAAAUCAGUUGGAUUUGAACGAAUCGACGAAUUACUUAUACGAUUUGCACCUUGGGGAAUCGGUGAACCUAACUUGAGGAAUGGCGAUUGUGUGGUGGUUAGAAUUGGUACAAAUGGCCCAGCUUGGUACAUGGAUGAUUGUAUGAAGAAAAAACCAUUAGUCUGUCAACUGUCUAAAGAUAAAUUUAUGAGUGCAAGAUCACAAAUUAAACGAUGUCCAGAUGGCAAAGAAGAUUGGAUUCUUGGAGAAACACACUGUUAUCAUUUAGUAGAUAAUGAAUCUAUGCUUAGCUCGGGCUAUAAUGCAGAUCAAAGUUGCAUCAAAGUGAGUUAAAU